Molecule: messenger RNA, 574 nt
Organism: Poecile atricapillus (Black-capped chickadee)
Lineage: Eukaryota; Metazoa; Chordata; Aves; Passeriformes; Paridae
Product: galectin-2-like
Exons: 4
Coding region: 118-513 (131 amino acids)
Molecular function (GO): carbohydrate binding
Source: RefSeq, a predicted model, not a curated record
CUUUUUACCAAAAUAAAGGACUGCAUAAGUAUUAGUCAGGAAAUAAAGUGAACUGCGUGGGACCUCACCAUCAAGAAGCCCAAGGCACAGGAGGACCAGUGGGAGGCUGAUAGAUCCAUGGAGGGAAAUAUCGAAAUCUUAAACCUGGAUAUGAAGCCUGGGGACACCCUGAAGGUGAAGGGCAAAAUACCUGCUGAUGCUGUUGGCUUCAGCGUCAAUCUUGGCUGCAGCUCCAGAGAUCUGGCAUUUCACUUCAAUCCCCGCUUCAAUGAGUCUGUCAUCGUCUGUAACUCCAAGUGCUCCGACGCCUGGCAGACGGAACAUCGUGACCGCCACCUCUCUUUCUUCAGGGGCUGCACCGUCAAGUUCUUCAUUGAAAUGCUGUCAGACAGAUUCCGUGUGAAACUGCCGGAUGGUUAUGAAGUGUACUUCCCCAACCGGCACGGCUACCGCAGGAUCAACUACAUAAGCAUCGUGGGAGGCUUAAAGAUGGUCUCCUUCAAGCUGUUCUGAUGGGCACUGCUUCCUAGCUCUAAUAAAAUCCCAAGCCAGUGGAAGACUGCUUUUUCUUCUG